Messenger RNA from Heterobasidion irregulare TC 32-1, 1731 nucleotides. RefSeq lists its product as uncharacterized. The record is from RefSeq and is a predicted model, not a curated record. Bases 93 to 866 code for a protein of 257 amino acids. The transcript has a single exon. Lineage: Eukaryota; Fungi; Basidiomycota; Agaricomycetes; Russulales; Bondarzewiaceae.
CCCAGAUACCCCACACACCCUCCCACUCCCCUCCCUCCAACCCUCCUCCGUUCCUUCCUUCCCGCAAAAAUAAUCACUCAAAAAAGCGCACAAUGGGCCGCCCUCUCUUCUCUUCCCACGCCCGCGCCCCCGUCGUCGUCGUCGCCCCCGACCACGAGUACGAGCACGAGCACGAGCACGCAGGCGCAGGCGCAGGCGCGCACACGCACUACGAAAAAUGGACGUACGGCGCGUUCGACCCGGACUCGGACGAGUUCUUCGAGGGCGCCGUCUACGAGGCCUUCCUCGGCCCCGAGGACGCCAUCAACGUCUCCGCCGCCGACCGCGACCGCGACCCCGAAGCAGACGCGGACUCGCAGCACGAGCACGAGCUCGACACGGACGACCUCCCGGGCGGCUGGGGCCGCCGCACCCGCAUGCUCUCCCCGAGCGAGCGCGUCCUCCGCCUAAACGAGCUUGUCAUUCGCGCCUCUGCCGUCCUCCCGCCCAGCGGCCCCCUCGACCCUGACCACCCCCCUGUCACCGCUGCCGAGUACUUCAGCCCCGCCGCCGCCGCGUCUACCACCAGCACUACUACCAGCAGCGCGGGCAGCAGCGCCCCCGCCUCGCCCACGCAGCGCGCGCGCGUGCACACCUCCGACAUCACACCCAUCCCGCUCCCGUCCUCCGUCGCGCGCGCACACCCGCCGCCGCCGCGCGAGCAGAGCGCGGACCCCGCCGCCGCCAGCACGGGCACGGGCACGGGCACGGGCGCCGCUUACUUUCUGUGGCCGUUCCCCGCCGCCGGCGCGCUGCCACGUCAGCCGGGCGAGCCCGCGCGCGCGCAUAUUCCCGCCGCCAGGGGGCCUAGGUGGCCGGUGUUUUGAUUCCAUGCCACACGCUGUGCCCAGAGGCGGGGGAAAAGUAGAUCGCAUGGUAUAGCCGGCGGGGCGGGGGCUCGAGUCGGGGCCUGAGGGGCGGGUGGGGAGAUAUCGCGGGUGGAAGGCGGUUCGUGUGUUGGCGUGGAAGGCUGGCUGUCCGUCAUGCUUGUCCCCGUCGACGGGCGUUAGCGCCUUGGUCCUGGCGGCCCCGGUCAUCUAAUGUUUUUUCUUCUCUUCUCUUGUCUACUUCGACCGUCAGACGACCUUGUGUCGUGUUGUUGCUCCAGCGCCAAAAACACACGUUGUAAUUUUACACUUCGUCCGUCCCCUCCCGUCCCUGCGCGACCCCUUGUAUAUUCUGCUACUCUGCUACUCUGCUUCCCUCUCUCGCUUCUGCCCCCGCUUCUGCCUCGCUCCGCUCGUUCGUCCCGUUCCGCGUCUCUCUCUGUCUGUAUAUACUCUAUUCGACCUUUCCGGCGUGUACGGUUUCCUCUUUCGUCUCCCGGGCGUGCGUCGUGCUUCGUGCUUAUCCUCCCUGCCUUGGUUUGGCUUUGUGUGCCUGCUCUAGCUCUCCUGUGCCAUUAUAGCGUCAUCUAUACAAUUAUGCGAUCAUGCGCGUCUCGUCGUCUCUGAAACGUCGUCUCUGAAACGGGUCAGGUGGAUGGAGGCAGUCACUGUCGUCAAAUUGCCAUCGUUUGGGAGAUACAGUACACCUCGCUAUCAUACACGCAGGAACAAUCCUCCAAAGACCAGACCCGCCCCCCCCCUCUCGCGCUCUCACCGGGCUCACAAUCACAGCGUAUACCUGUACCCGCUCCACUCGUCCCCCUUCUCCCGCUUCGCCUCCGCAACGCUCGCGAACCGCCCAUUC